GCUGACUGAGGAAGGGUGUUUUUUUCUUCUCUGUAUUCAGUACUUUUUUCAGUUCAUGCUGUGUGCACGGUGCAUGGUUCCUCAGCAUGUUUUUUGCACAGACAGAGUCUCCAGGAUCACUUUGAGGAUCUAACAAGCCGACUGUUGAAUUUGACGGAUCCCAGUGAAUCAGUGCCUAAGAAGAAGAUUGCGGGUUAGAGGCAGCUACCACCAACUCCAAAAGAAAAAGGAUUUACCCUGCUUGGCAACACAUUUCACCGUUAUGCUUUCAAUUGCUUUGGCAUAACGUUGAAUAGGACUACUUUGACAUCAACUUCUUCUACUGCUUCUCAAUGACUUCUUAUGCACCAGACCAAAACAUGUCUGUGAAUUCAACGAUUGACCACUGCAAAGUACCCAAUAAUUUCACGUAUGAAGUCCUCUCCUGGGUGAUGGUUGGAGAGUUCGUGCUGGGUCUGCCUCUCAACCUGUCGGUCCUCUACAUCUUCAUCUUCAGGUACAAGUUCUGGAAGAACAAAAGUAUCUUCCUGUUCAAUAUUGUGGUUGCGGACUUCUUGCUGAUGGCCAUUCUUCCUGCCAAGGUUUACCAUUACCAAAAGGGCCAGAGACGCAGCCCAAUUAACGCCGAGUGUAAGACGAUGCACUUCAUGCUGUUUCUCAACCGAGGGGCCAGCAUCGCCUUCCUCAUCACGCUCUCCAUCGACCGAUACUUCAAUGUGGUUCAUCUCGGGAGGAGGAACUUUGUCAAAGUGCUGAAGAAAACGCCUCAAAUCUCCAUCCUCAUCUGGGUUCUCUUGCUGCCCCUCACCAUCCCCACUAUGGUCAAAACGUUUGAGUGCUGCAACAGCCACGGCCGUAAAGAAGAGACGCCUUCUCACGAUGUGACGGACACCUUUCGAGAGAUCGUCUACUUCACUCAGAUCAUCAUCCCCUUCAUCAUCCUCGUCUAUUGCACUGUGCGCAUCGUGAACCGGCUGCGGAGGAAGACCGUGGGCGAGAAGACCAAACUGAGGCGAGCCGUGCUGGUGGUCAUAUCGGUCGUUGUCGUGUUCGCCCUCUGCUUCCUGCCAAGCACUAUAGCCAGAGCGGUGCUGCUGUCCGUCAGGCUGAUGGACUUGCAGGUCGAAGAGGACGUUGUGGUUCAGGUGUACGACAGCCUCAUGGUGCUGUCUUACAGCGACUGCCUGCUGGACCCGCUGGUUUACUGCUUUUGUAACUCAGGGUUCAAAGACGCUUACAUUUCCACCUUUUGUCCCCAGUUUCUACAGAGGAAACUGUUGAAAGCUGACUUUGGAUUGGGAACAACAAACACAACAAUCACAGCAACCACAACUAUGAAUUCUGGCAAUAGAACUGUGUCCUUGCCGAUAGUAGAGAAAUGAUCAUGUAUAUCCCUUCGGGGAGUUUAUUUACUGAGAGCCAAACCACUGUUCCACAUAGGUGUUUUCAGCAGAUUACACUUUUUCUCAGAAAACAUUGGAUAUUGCGAU
Molecule: messenger RNA, 1490 nt
Organism: Notothenia coriiceps (black rockcod)
Lineage: Eukaryota; Metazoa; Chordata; Actinopteri; Perciformes; Nototheniidae
Product: 12-(S)-hydroxy-5,8,10,14-eicosatetraenoic acid receptor-like
Exons: 4
Coding region: 333-1382 (349 amino acids)
Biological process (GO): G protein-coupled receptor signaling pathway
Cellular component (GO): membrane
Molecular function (GO): G protein-coupled receptor activity
Source: RefSeq, a predicted model, not a curated record